This is a messenger RNA of Ceratotherium simum simum (southern white rhinoceros), 359 nucleotides long. Its product is annotated as histone H4. Gene Ontology annotation, cellular component: nucleosome. NCBI's taxonomy places the organism in Eukaryota, Metazoa, Chordata, Mammalia, Perissodactyla, Rhinocerotidae. Gene Ontology annotation, molecular function: structural constituent of chromatin; DNA binding; protein heterodimerization activity. The record is from RefSeq and is a predicted model, not a curated record.
CUAUGUCUGGUCGGGGUAAAGGCGGUAAGGGUCUCGGUAAGGGUGGUGCUAAGCGCCACCGCAAGAUUUUGCCCGACAACAUCCAGGGCAUCACCAAGCCCGCCAUCAGGCGACUGGCCCGGCAUGGGGGUGUCAAGCGCAUCUCCGGCCUUAUCUACGAGGAGACCCGUGGGGUGCUCAAGGUCUUUCUGGAGAACGUGAUCCGCGACGCUGUCACCUACACCGAGCACGCCAAGUGCAAGACAGUCCCCGCCAUGGACGUGGUCUAUGCGCUCAAGGGCCAGGGCCGCACCUUGUACGGCUUCGGAGGCUGAAUCUGAAUUCACAAACUCGAAUUUUGCAGUCAUAGUCAAGGCCCU